Colletotrichum truncatum is the source of this 411-nucleotide messenger RNA. RefSeq lists its product as uncharacterized. Gene Ontology annotation, cellular component: mitochondrial inner membrane peptidase complex. The record is from RefSeq and is a predicted model, not a curated record. NCBI's taxonomy places the organism in Eukaryota, Fungi, Ascomycota, Sordariomycetes, Glomerellales, Glomerellaceae.
AUGACUCCGCCGUGUGUUACUUUUGACGUGUCGGAAUUACCACGGCACGUUCAAGCAGACCUCAAAGGCAAAAAACGCAAGCUUGAAGGUGGCGCUGAUGUCGACUUGUCCAAGUGCGUGCUGAGAGCGAUGACGCAGUUUAGGUGCAUCGUCCAAAAUCCCGAGGUCAGAGAUAGCCCCGUCGGGUGUUGGCCCAUCCAACGGUUUUUCCGCCAAUGCCAGGACAAGAAAGGAACUUUCACAGUUGAGACCACGGCCUGGGAGGGACUGAACACUAAGACUGUACAUAGAGCCAACAUUAACGGUAGUCCGGAUGGCGGAGAUGGAAAACUCGGCGCGAGCAAGACGACGGACAAAAAUGGCAACCGAGAAAACCAUCACCAAUGGUCACAGGCAUGGGAGGAGCAAUGA